GCAGUUAGCAUUCCAGGUAUGUAUUAUCACUUAUUGAGGUCAGUGGAAAAACAAGAUGGCAGAAUUUUCAGGUCCACAAAAUGGCAAAGGACCUGAUCCUGUGAAAAUUACAUUGCAACGGGUAAGUUUUUAGCCUUAAAAUAUAUUUUUACCAGUUCUAUAUAUAUUUGGCUUGUUUGUGUUUUGAUUUGUAGGUAGAAUAUUCAAAAAUAGAAAUUGUUAAAAAGUUUAUAAAAAAAUUAUUUUUAUAUAUUUAUCUCGAUAUUUAUAUUGUUUAUAUGUACAUUACUCAGUAUAAACUAUACAGGAUACUCUCUCAAAUAUUUGGUACAGUAUAAAUAUAUCUAUAAUGCUCAAUGAACUCUUGUCAGUAUGUAAAGUCAUCUGCCAUUAGUCUAUCAAAUAUGUUUCCCCAAAUCUCGAUAUUUAUUUUACUUAUAGAAAGGUUUAAUAAUAUGAUCAAAGAUUUCAGUUGUGAUAGCACUAAACAGUUUUUAAAUACACUUUAUUAUAGAAAGCUGAACUUAAAGCCAAAGGAAAGUUCAUUCCACCUGAACAAUAUGCAUCAUUGAUAGUAAGCUACUCUCAUCUUCAGCAUAUACUUAUUAAAAUAACGGUGGAACAAUCCGUUUUUCACCAGCCAGUUUUUCUCCACCUCCGGGCAGGAGAAAUUUCCUCUGUGGAGAUCUUUUCUGGAAUGACCCAUUUCCACAUUAAUUGCAUUUUAUCAACAUAUGGCCCUAAUCUUAAAUGCACUAUUUAAGAAUUUCCAAAGCCUUAUAUUAACCUUACUCUGUAUUGUGACCGUAGAGAGAUCCAGCUAUUGAGCGCUGGGGUUCAAUGAGAGAAAAGACGCAAGAUCAUUUCAAAUUCCGUCCAAGAACAAUCUUCCUUGGUGUCAUGUGGUGUGCAGUUGUUCCAGCUGCUUAUUAUUUCUUCUUAAAAUGGGAGAAUGUAAGUAUGAAUAAAGUCUAGUUUACUUGAGUUAUUAGCCACUGAUAUUAAAUGAGCAGUCACCAGAAAGUGAAAAAUUAACACCUCAAUCGACAGGCCCAAAAUCAAGUGAAAAAGCUGGAUUAUAUUUAAAGUUUAAUUUAUUAAAACAUAUAUUUUAUUUUAGAAACAAAAGCAUUUUAUGACUGGGAAGACCCCACAGGAACAUUUGGGAGAACAAGCAUCAACAUGAAUAUGAGUUUGGUGUUUUUACAAAUUAAACAUGAUGAACAAGGUGCAGUUGUAUGUACAUGUUCUUCGAGUGACCUCACGUUCUUGUGGAUUAGGUGUAUGAAAGUUUUUGUAAUUUUAUUUUGUCUUAUAUAAUAUUAAAAAAAGUAUAAAAGAUUGCCUUUUUAUAUCGUAUUA
Molecule: messenger RNA, 1362 nt
Organism: Paramuricea clavata
Lineage: Eukaryota; Metazoa; Cnidaria; Anthozoa; Malacalcyonacea; Plexauridae
Source: the annotation of a GenBank genome assembly